This is a messenger RNA of Penicillium brevicompactum, 1011 nucleotides long. RefSeq lists its product as uncharacterized. The record is from RefSeq and is a predicted model, not a curated record. Gene Ontology annotation, biological process: isoprenoid biosynthetic process. Lineage: Eukaryota; Fungi; Ascomycota; Eurotiomycetes; Eurotiales; Aspergillaceae. The coding region runs from base 1 to 1011 and encodes 336 amino acids. Gene Ontology annotation, molecular function: prenyltransferase activity. The transcript has 3 exons.
AUGAGAACUUUUGGAACUAUGUUAGAUAUGGCAUUGCAAAACUUUGGCUCGAUAUUUUGCAUGGCUACUCUCAUCGGUUUUGUUUAUAUCCUUGUUGACCGUGUUCAUGUUCCUCGGUGGUGGUAUAUGAAGUCCCAACUGAUCGGACAAAUGAACCCCCAGCAGCUGACUGAGUUCGAAUGCCCUUACGAGUAUCUUCGCAAUAUCUAUGGAAAGCAUCACUGGGCCCGCUUUGUGAACAAGCUGUCCCCAAAGCUUCGAUACGACGACUAUCCUAAGUACCUGAUGGUGUUAGAGAUUAUGGACACAAUUCACCUUUGCUUGAUGCUGGUUGACGACAUCUCCGACGGAAGUUACUAUCGCAAAGGACGCCCCGCUGCUCACACCAUAUAUGGCCCAUCAGAGACUGCAAAUCGCGCGUAUUAUAGAGUCACGCAAAUAAUUGCAAAAACCACCAAAGACUUUCCAAAAUUGGCAGUGUGGCUGACACAGGAUCUUGAGGAUAUCCUCGAGGGUCAAGACCUGUCUCUCGUCUGGCGCAGGGAUGGACUUGGGGGCUUUCCUAUCUCAGCCUCUGACAGGGCCGCGGCAUAUAGACAAAUGGCCUCCUUGAAAACGGGUGCUCUAUUUCGACUACUUGGGCACACUGUGCUUGGUGAUGACUCUAUGGACGAGACAUUUACCAUGGUUGCCUGGCACUCGCAGUUGCAAAAUGACUGCAAGAACGUUUUCUCUUCGGAGUAUGCCAAGAUGAAGGGGGCAGUUGCUGAGGAUCUGUACAAUCGUGAGAUGACUUAUCCCAUUGUGCUGGCAUUGGAUGCACCUGAUGGGCAUUGGGUAUCUGCUUCCCUAAAAAACCCGUCUCCCCAGAAUGUUCGCAACGCUCUCAAGGUAAUCAGAGGCGACUACGUACGCGGAGUAUGCACUGCAGAGCUAGCUGAAUCCUAUACCCCCGUCAAAGAGUGGCUGGAACUCUGGGGUAGGAAGGAAAAGCUUGAUAUCAAGAAAUGA